Molecule: messenger RNA, 5157 nt
Organism: Dreissena polymorpha
Lineage: Eukaryota; Metazoa; Mollusca; Bivalvia; Myida; Dreissenidae
Exons: 2
Coding region: 199-1959 (586 amino acids)
Molecular function (GO): protein binding; zinc ion binding
Source: RefSeq, a predicted model, not a curated record
CGUACAGUUAUAGUAUUGUAUUAUUUUAUUUGAAUAUCAGUUGGUGUUAAUAUGUACAAUUUGGUAUAAUAAUAAAAGAAGAAAAUAUAUUUGGCUAUAACUUCAAUUUUUAAUGUUAAAGAUAUUGGAAGUGUUUAGUAAACUUAGAAGCAGAGAUUUUAAAAUCGAAAGUAGAAAACUGUUUAAAAAUAUUGUACAAUGGCGUCUAGAAGACUUCAGGAUUCCAACAGAGACAAUGCAGGCGACUUUAUUGGAGAAAGUGAUGUGACACAAUCAUGUGCGCCUUGUAUGAAAACCAACAUAUCGAACACUGCUUCCGUUUUCUGCAAGAAUUGUGAUGAGUUUUUGUGUGAUGCGUGCACAAAACCGCACACCAUAUAUAAACAUGGGACACAUGACAUUGUAAAUGUUCAGGACAAUAAAUAUGAGCCGGUGAUAAUGGAUUUGAAACAAAUGGACACGUGUCAUGAGCACGGACGAGAAAUAGAGUUUUUCUGCCAGGAUCAUUCUAAGCUUUGUUGUAGUUCAUGCGUUCUCAUUCACAGGAAAUGUGAUCAAGUGGAUGAAAUAGCUAAAGUAUCCAGACAAACAAAACCCGAUCUUCAGACAUUAAAACAAUCAUUGAUAAAAUUGCAAUCCGAGGCUGACGCUAUAAUAGCGGGUUGUAACCAGUCAGAGACUGGUUUGAACGAGUCUAUUGCAAAGAUUUCUUCAGAGGUGGAUAAAAUGAGAGAUCGCGUCAUACAUCUAUUUGAAGACGCCAAGCAGAAAUUAAUAACUGAUGCAAAAGAAUUUAAAACUGCAGAAGUCAAACGAAUUGGAAAUAAACGUGACACCUCGUUGAAACUUAAGGAAGAAGUAAAUAAGGUAUUGCAGAUGUGUUGUAUCGUUUUAGAACGCGGGACGCCCAGUCAACAGUAUAUUUAUUUGGAACAAAUGAAGAAUAAACGGAAAACAAUAGAAUCAAACAUAAACGAUCACAGAAAAAUUAAAUGUGCAUCCACAGUGACAGUGUCUUUUCCAAAAAAGCUGACUUUAAUCCUUGAGAUGGGAAGCAAUUUCAUAAAACUGAAUUAUGAUGGCCACAAGACAGUGGACACCAGUAGCAUCAGCCUGGCAUCACCAACGCCUGUCACCCUGGAGUUGCUUGUAUCCGUGGAUCUACCCAAGACUGGAGAUGAUGAAAAUAACCCUUACCUCGCUGGACUGGACUUCCUGCCGGACGGGAGACUGGUAGCCGUGGAUAACAAGAACAUGAAAUGUAUCAUACUGAAUGAGCGACUACAGAGACUUGGAACCCCGUACAAGUUCAAGACUUACCCAUGUAGCGUAGUAUGUGUGUCUCAUGAUACACUGUGUGUAACGUCUGGUGCAUAUAAAGAAGUAUAUCUCCUGUAUGUGAGUACAGACAAUACCAUCACACUGACCAGGGAUAUCAAAACAUCAUCCAAUUUCUUCUCUAUAUGCUGCAUGUCUCCAUCUAACAUGGUCGUUAGUACGUUCGAUGAUCCCCGUCCUGCGAGAAUAAUAUCAGUGGACGGGAUAGAGUCAGACUUUGAUCACUUCCUGACGUUUUCUUUGAAGACGUACAAAAUAGAUGAGAGUAAGUGCACGUAUGUCCAGUCUAAGAACACGUUAGUACUGACUGACCAACUCACUCACACAGUGUACAUGUACGACACCGUGAAUGGCACAUCUAGAGCAGUCACUAAUGAGAACAUACAGGAGCCUCGUGGUGCCGGUGUAGGGCCUGGUGACACGGUGCUGGUGUGUAGUAAGGGUAAGAACUCCAUCGUGCACCUGAGUGUUGAUGGAAACAUUCUCGGUACCUACCCAGUGGAUAUGAGGUACCCGUACAGCAUAGGUUUGUCUAAGAACGGCACUAGGUUGGCUUUGUCUAACACGGCUAAUGGCGCCAUGAAACUUCAGUUGUAUAAGAUAUCACCGGAAAUGCGUUAGGUGACUAGUAAGACGUGAUCCAUGUAAUCAUGCAAUGAUCUUCCAUCAUAUAUAUUAUAAAUGCUCGGGUAUGGUGAUGUUUAAAUCAAUACGGUAUACGUUUUGAUUGAUGAAAACUUAAUAGUGUUGUUAUUCAUUUUUAUUGCACCAGAAUUUAAAACUGCCUAUGUAUUGUGAAUUUAACAUUAUUAAACAUUAGUUUCAAAACACUUAAAAUAACGUCAUUGUUUUACAAAAUACACGGUGCUGGUGUGCAGUAUUAGGAAGCACUCCAUCGUUCACCAUAGUGUUGAUUGGAACAUGAUCGGUAACUACCCAGUGAAUAUGAAGCGUCCUUACAGCAUAUGUGUGUCUAAGGAUGGCACUAGGCUGGCAGUGUCCAACAGAUUACUAGGUUACAAGAAACUUCAUUUGUAUAAGAUAUCACCGGCCAUGAGUUAGAUGACUAGUAAGAUGUUAUCCAUGGGAUCAGGCUUUCUACACAAUUAUUUAAUACUGAUUUUCGUGAAUUGAUGUUGUUAAAUCAACUCGUAAUACUAUUAUGUUUAAAGAAAAUUGAAUAGUGUUGUUAUAAGAUUUUAUCGCUGAAGAAUUUCGAAAUAUUUCGAACUAGCAAUGUAUUUUGCAUUUGUUAUUAUGUAAAAUGUGUUUGUAUACAUAACUUCGAGAAAUGUUACAUUGUAUAUUUGAAUGAUUUUAAAUGUAUUGUGUAUGUAAUGCUAUUUAUAUUGCCUUUCAUGCAACUAAACCGGUGUGUACGGUAGUUAUGCGCGUUAAGUAUUUCUAAAUGAAUGUUGUUGUGUGUUUUUUUAACAUUACUAUGCAUAUAUUUUCUUAAAGGGUCCGUUCACCAGAUUUUGGCAUGUAUUGAAGCAUGUCAUUAAAUGCUUUAUAUUGAUAAAUUUAUACAUUUAACCUAAAAAUUCCCAGUAAAAAAAGCACAAGAAUACAAUUUUAAAAAAGGAAAAAAAUAACUCUCAACAGGGCUCGAACCACUGACCCCUUGAGUCCUGGAGUAAAAAGUCUUCCGCAUUUACCACUCUAGUACUCUACCAUCCAUGCUCAUGCUUAGAGCAGAUGUAUUUUUUACCUUAGUAUAUAAGCAAUCCUCAUAGUUUCCCAAAAUAUAACUACAACAACAGAACUUUCCAAAUUAUUCAAUCGUUUCGCGUCGCACGACGCUUUAUAACUUUCAGGUUUUCAAAUCGUCAAAAGAUGCAUAUUAUAGAUAUUUAAGAGCUUGGUAAAUGUUCAGUAUUACUAUUUCCUCAAAAAUAUCAUAACAAAAACGAAAAUUUGCGAAUCUAAAACAACUUUUUUAUAAUUUUGUCAACUUACCAAUCUGUUGGACGGCCCAUUUAAAGCCACACACAUUGAAAUGAAAUACAUGGCAUAGCAAAUUAAGAAUAAAUAAGAAACAUUUUUUAUCUAUGCCAAUUAGAAUAUAUCUGGUGGUUACAAGUUAUAAAUCCGCCUCUUUUGCGCUUUAAAAUAAUCGCGUUUGUCGAAAUGGACGUAUACGUCUAGAAAUCCUACUUUCAGUUUUAAAAUCGGUACCGUUUGAAAAAUAACAAAUUACUUGCUAACGAAGAUAAAGAUUUAAUUUUAUCUAUCUCAAUUAAAAUAUGUCUGAUGGUUACAACAUAGAAAUCCGUCUUUUUGCGCUUUAAAACUUACAAAUAAUCGCGUUUGUCGAAAUGUACGUAUACGUAUAGAAAUCCUACUUUCGGUUUUAAAAUAUAAACAAAACAAAUGUAUGACUUGCUAGCAAGGCUUUAGAUUUAAUGACAAUUUUGCACACUUUAAAAUUGCAUCUAUAUGUAUUGAUUAACAUGUACUUCAUUUCAAGGUGUUGGCUUUAAUACCAUGCAAGGAAUUGUGCGUUCUCUCAAAAUAAUGCUUGUUUUUGUUUAACGUACAUUGGCCACUAUAUAAUGAUAAACAAAAGUCGACUAGGACUAGAAUUUCCAGCAUGUCACCUGUGCCUGUAAAUAGUCUUGGAAGCCUUGAAUCGUUAUAAUGUAAAGGAUACUAUAAAAGCCGUUAAUUUCAGUUGUUGUUUGUUUUAAAAUUAAUUAGCAAAACGACAAUAUCAAAUUAAUUCUAGACUCAUCUUAGCUGUGUUAUAAAUGUAUUUUACAAUUAAUUAACUUGCACUGUGUAACGAUUUUAUGUAUUCGUGAAUUACUGGGGCCGAGAUAACACACGCUUUAAUUGAAAACUUUAUAAUACAUAACGCUCUGAUCAGACAUUCCCAUAGCAACGUGCUGAGAAUGAUAAAACCGAGGAUUCGAGUAAGGUAGUAAACCCAUCAUAUUCAAUGUUGAGAACAUUUCUUUACAAAUCAUAUUGUUAUAUUAUUUUCUUGAAUCAAUAAUAAAUGUAAAAAAGUUUGUCUGCUGUCCGAUUUCGAUCCGGGACAACUUGUUUUCAAAUCGAACGCUCUGCUACGGAGGCCCUAAUAUCGUGUUUAACCCAUUUAUGCCCAGUGGACUCUCCCAUCCUUCGAAAUUGGAUCAAUUUAUUUCCAAAAUUAGGAAUGUCUAGUAUAUUUAUUUCUAUAAUUAGAAUAUUUCGUACAGAAAUUCCGUUAAGCAAACAGCGUAGACCCAGAUGAGACGACGCUGUUUGCAUCAGGCCUUUUUUCUAGACGCUAGGCAUAAAUGGGAUCUAAGAACCCCUAUCUUGUUUUGAUUCUGCCUAAUUCGUAUGGUUAUAUACAUAUACGCAUGUUUUCUUCAAUUUAAAUUGCAUGUAGUUCAUUUUUAACUUUAAUCACUUCCCACGACUUUGAUUAAAAAUGUACAUCUUUAUAUGUUAAGAAAUGUAUUCCAAUCACGAUCAUAAAAGGUACGGGCGGCUACGAUUUCGUCGCAAUUACCCGGAAAUUAACGAACUUAAGAAAGUUCGAAUAUCUUAAAUGGUGAAAGUCACAUGUAUGCAUUUACCGUGUAUGUCUAUUAAGAUAUGAUUUUAGUUAUGCGUUUCUUACAACAUUUAUGAUAUCACCUUUUACAACUUGGUCAAUGAAUAGCAUGAACACCCUAUUUCCAAUGCCAUGAUGCGUAUAUUAUAUUACAUAACGAUGUACUUUUAACUCAUAUAGUUGUGUCAUUUGUCACGGCUUUUAAUUUCUGGAAAUGUUAACUUGUUUGUUUUGCCUCACGAAUUUGUGAAUAAAAUUUGUAUAUAUAAAAA